Quercus lobata is the source of this 1098-nucleotide messenger RNA. RefSeq lists its product as uncharacterized. Bases 229 to 1098 code for a protein of 289 amino acids. The transcript has 4 exons. The record is from RefSeq and is a predicted model, not a curated record. Lineage: Eukaryota; Viridiplantae; Streptophyta; Magnoliopsida; Fagales; Fagaceae.
AUUGGAAUGACUUACUAAGAAUAUCUUCUCUAACUCUGGAAAGAGGAGUUGCUCAAGAAUUGAGAAUUCAUGCUUCAAUAACUCCACCAGUUCAAGCGCCAUACUUGUUGAAAUGUGUGCCUGACCGGGUCACUGAUGAUUCAGGGGCCAUGAUAUCGGACGUUAUUCUCAGAAUGAAUAGGUAUCGGCCUCAAGAAGGGCGUUGGUUGCCUCGGACUGUUCUUGAUCAUGCAGGGAGAGUGUUUUGUCAUUAGAAUAAGAGUUGGAGAAGGGUUUUGGAGAAGAGGAGGUGAAGCUCCCUCAGCUGUGAAAUGGGAGGAUAGGAUAAUAGAGAUACGAGAAGGAUCAUGGUCUUAUGUUGCUGAUACCAUUGGAAAAGCCCCUGAGAAAAUGGUUGGAACGGCAACACCAAAAGAACCACCAGAACAAUGGAAAGCUGCAUGGAAAUUUUCAACAGGAGAUGAACUGAUGAUAGGGUGGGAAUCAUGUACAUCUACAUCUGGCUUGAGUUUCUGUCUGAAAAAUCAAAUGUCUCCAGAACCAUCGUCGCAGGUGAGGCUAUUGAAAGGGCGAAAAAUGCAGUACCAAGUAAAGAACAUUAAGUCAGAAAGCGAAGAUGAAGAAAGCCGACUCAAGGAUGAAGAAGAAGAGAAAGAGGAGGAUGAAGAUGAAGAGGGGUUUGUAACACUGGUUAGAUUCACAGAGGAGAACCCAACUGGAAGAGCAACAGCUCUUUUAAAUUGGAAGCUAUUGGUAGUUGAAUUGUUGCCUGAAGAGGAUGCAGUAUUGGUCCUUCUUCUAUGCUUGUCAAUACUCAGAAGUGUAUCAGAAAUGAAGAAGGAAGAUUUGGGAUGCUUGUUAAUUAGGAGAAGAUUAAAGGAAGCAAACUUUGGAGCUAGAGAUUGGGGUUCUGUAAUACUCCAUCCUUAUUCAUGUUCCUCAUCUAUCACUUCACCUUAUAUUCAACCAUGGUAUUGGAAUAAUGCCAAGGCAGUGAUGGCAUCAGAUAGAGCAGAUCACAUAACAAGGCAACCAGCUUCAAAUUACUCACCCGUAGAAGGCGGUGAUAAGUUGUACAAGCGAGUGAUUAUAAGUUAA